AUGUUUGAAGAAGGGAGUCAGUAUGAUGAUCAGAUGGCGUAUAGAAACGAUAAUGAUGUAGAUGAUGAUGAUGAUGAAAGGACUGAGUAUACAAGCAGACUGGAGAAUAGGGAAAGGGAUCAUUAUGUUCGUCAAGAAAUGUAUGACAGAGAAGAUGGUCUGGAACAGUACCAAGAUGAGGAGAUGGAUGAUGAUCAGAGUGAACCUUCAGGCCAAUACAGGGAGAAAUCAGGCCAUGAUGAAUCAGAAGGCCUCAGAGAACAUGGAGGUGAUGGCUUAAAGAUUUUACCGGAAGGAGGAAUGUACAUGCUGCCUAUGAAAGUUAAUGAGAGCAGCAUGGAGGAGGAUUAUCGAAACAUGAGCCAUGUUUCAGCUAGUAGUCGCAGUGACAUGUCUAACAUUGGAAUGGCUGAAGUUGAAAAUGGGACUUACAUUGGUAGAGAUGAAAGUGCGAGCAGAUCCCGUAGGUCGUUGUCAAAUAUGGAAUUGGCUGAUGCGGAAAGUGGGAUGUAUGUGGACAGAGAUGAGGGAGGGAACAGAUCCCGUAGGUCGCUGUCAAAUAUGGAAAUGACUGAUGCGGAAAGUAGGAUGUACGUGGGCAGAGAUGAGAGUGCAAGCAGAUCCCGUAGAUCGGUGUCAAACAUGGAAAUGACUGAUGCGGAAAGUGGGAUGUAUGUGAAUAAAGAUGAGAGUGUGAGCAGAUCAUAUAGGUCAUUGUCAAGGUCGAGAGAUGAUCUUGCUGCCAGUAGGUCGGAUAUUAGUAGUAGAAGGCAGAGUUCAUUCUCAGCAGUGAGUCCUGAGGUUGAUACUAUGACCAGGCACCUGAGUACAAGCGUGGACCUGGAAAGGUCCAUGAGGGCUCGAGACCAGGAGAGAAUGGGUAGAUACAGUGAGGGCCACAAAAGUAGGUUUGGUUCUCCAAGCAGGAGUGAAAAAGACUUGCGAUUAAGUGAUGGUCACUUGCAUGGGAAAGGAUCCCCAUUUGAUAUGCAGAGGUUGAACUCCAGUUACGAACAUCAAAACCGAGAGAAUCAGUCAAGAUCAGCUUCCAGAAGUGUAGGAAAUCGUUCAUCAAGGGAUCUGAAUAUAAGUUCAAGGUCAAGGCACAGCAGUGGUGAAAGUUUCUCUUCUUCUAGAAAUCCUCAUGCGUCAUCCAGGUCAUUUGAUGGCGGUCCACCGACUUCUAGCAGGGAAAUGUUUCAUGCUGAAAAUAUAGGUCAUGCUACUAUAACAGAUGAUAUGUACCAGUCACCGCGGAGCUUGUUAUCGGGUCGUCGAAGCCCCAGUAUUGCCUCCACUCCUCGGGUUCAGGAGGACUGGGAGUCCGGCAGUGAGCGGGGGGAUGGGAACAGCCCACUGAAGGCGGUCACACCAUCCCCCGUCGUCUCCCCUCGAGGAGCCAGCCCUGCAAGCUCCUCCCACAGGUCACAAGGGUCAGCGAGAAUGUCAAGGGUGUCAGAUGGGUCAAGGUCAGGGUCAGUCUCAGGUGGUUCAAUGAUGUCCUCAAGGUCACAACAGCCACAGCAGUCACCUAGGACUCGAAGCCAGGGAGGUAGAACCCCACUAAGGUCAUUGACCUUGCCGCAGUCAGAAUCCAGGACGAGAUCAAGGACUUUACAAAGUCAAAGGUCAACUCCUGUACUUCUAAGGUCAUCGCCAAGGCUUCAAGGGUCACCAAGUGCAUCUCUGAGGUCAACAUCAAGGUCAAUGCAAAGGUCAUCACCACGGACACCAGGGUCAAACAAAGGCACACCUAAAUCAGACAAGUCUGUUUUAGGUAGCAGUACUAGACGUAUGGGGCUGUCGCAGGCUUCUCCAGUUAUAGCAGGGAAAAGACAAGGAUCGGCUGAGGUGGACGCUCUUCCUCAUCAGACAAUGCUGUUUUCCCCCCCAAUAGCCUCUACCCAGAACAUCGCGGCUCUCUCCCGCCUCUCCCCCCAGCCAUCAACAUCUAGACAGAGUAGAAUCACCGACUUUGUACAGCAGACAGAAGGCGAAAAUACAAACAUAACCUCCACUGCAGCUGAAAUAACAGUAGAAAGCCCAAAGAAGAAGGUUGUGAGAAAACCUCGUCAGAAGUCUCGCUACCUGAUACCAACGACAACAGUGAAGAAACAUUUCAACCAUUGUGCCGGCAUGCGUGUGGCCAAGGACGCUAUUGAGGAGGUCAUGAAAGUGUCUGAGACGUACUGGGAUAACUUGUGUGCUGACUUGGAGGCAUAUGCCAGACAUGCAGGCAGGAAACGCAUACAGAUGGCCGACUUUGAACUGCUCUUUAAGAGGCAAGGCUAUGUAACAGAGAAGACCAGUCUUAACUCCUUGAUUCGACGCUACCUCCCCUGGGAAGAAGCUGAUAAACUAAUACCAGUCAUUGGCGCAGACAACAAGAUAUACCCAAAACUGUAG
Molecule: messenger RNA, 2406 nt
Organism: Mya arenaria
Lineage: Eukaryota; Metazoa; Mollusca; Bivalvia; Myida; Myidae
Product: centromere protein T-like
Exons: 8
Coding region: 1-2406 (801 amino acids)
Biological process (GO): chromosome segregation; kinetochore assembly; mitotic cell cycle
Cellular component (GO): kinetochore
Molecular function (GO): DNA binding; protein heterodimerization activity
Source: RefSeq, a predicted model, not a curated record